Ahaetulla prasina is the source of this 2181-nucleotide messenger RNA. Its product is annotated as E3 SUMO-protein ligase KIAA1586-like. The record is from RefSeq and is a predicted model, not a curated record. Gene Ontology annotation, molecular function: SUMO ligase activity; protein dimerization activity. Gene Ontology annotation, biological process: protein sumoylation. NCBI's taxonomy places the organism in Eukaryota, Metazoa, Chordata, Lepidosauria, Squamata, Colubridae. The transcript has a single exon. Bases 1 to 2181 code for a protein of 726 amino acids.
AUGAAAAGGCAACAGAUUUUGACCGGUUUCUUGGCUAAGAAACCAAAACGUGAAGAACAACCAGCAGAAGUGGAACAAGAACCAUCCCCAGCGCCACAAGCACCACCACCUGAAACCGAACUAAAUAGCAAAGCAAGUAUGGAGUCACCCGCUGCACCUGAAAUCGGAAUCAUUCUUCCUGACUGCUGGACCUUGCAACAGUACAACUACUUCCAAGAGAAAUAUGAUGGCUUAGAAGUUUCAGACAGGAAGCUAGGUUGUAAAUAUUGUGUGAAACAUGGCUUCGCAAUGGAGAGCAGUAUUCAUGUAAGCAAAGAGUGGAAGCUUUUCAAGAUACAGCCAGCUGGGAAAAGCAAGGAAGUGCACCAGGCGUCUCUACGGAAGAAAAUGAGAGAACAUGUCUUAUUGAAAUCACACACCAUUUGUAGAGACAACGUCAAACAAGCUGAGCAGGAAGCCAUAACAAAAGCAAUGGACAAGAUUUCUGAAACUCAAUUUGCCACCACUUCUAGAAUGUUCAAAACUGUUUACAGCCUGGCAAAAGCAUGCAGACCAAUUUCAAGCAUCGAAGAAUUGAUAGAGCUACAAACAGAAAAUGGAGUUGAUCUGGGAGUAUGUCUGCAUUCAAGACCAACAGUUGUCAAAAUAGUUGAGUUCAUCGCAAAUGAAAUCAAAACCCAAAUGUUUUCCAGCAUCAUUGCACAGAAUCUGAAAGUAUGUCUGAUCAUCGAUGAAGCCUCAACAGUAUCCUGCAAGCCAGUUUUGAGCAUUUUCCUGAAAGUUGAGGACUCAGAGGACCCACCAACAAUUUUUGUCGAGCAGGUUGAAUUGAAGAAACAAGAUGCAGAGACAAUAAGUUCUGCAGUUUUUGAAAGUUUACAUAAGGUUGGAUUUACCUGGGAAUACCUACAAAAAAAUCUAAUAGCGUUCUGCUCUGAAGGUGCCAGCAUUAUGCUUGGGAGAAAAUCUGGAGUGAGCACCAGACUAGCCAAAGAGUUUCCAAACAUCAUCAUAUGGCACAGUUUGAACUAUCGCCUCCAACUUGUUUUAGAUGACGCCAUAAAGGAAAUAAAGCAAGUUAAUCAUUUUCAAAUUUUCAUUGAUAAGAUAUGCUCCAUUUUCCAGCAAUCGAAUAAAAGCUGGAUAGAACUCGAUGAAAUAGUAGAAGAACUUGAGAUUAACAUCAUAAGGAUUGGUCGGGUUUUUGGGCCAAGACGGGCUGGCUGUAGUUUAAGGGCAACCAUAGCUAUGUGGCGCGCCUAUCCUGUACAUCAAUAUUUUCAUGUGAAUGUUAAAUACUCGGGUAUGGCUGCCCGUCUGGAAAAUAAACAUUUCUUAAAUGAUUUGACGUUGAUGAUAGACAUUUUGGGAGAAAUUUCAAUUCUGUCAACUGCACUGCAAGCGCGCAAUACAGACAAAAUAAAAGCUGAUAAACUAGUGAGAAGAGCAAUUAAGGCAUUUGAACUGCUAACAAAGGUAAAGGGGCCAUACGAAAGGAAAGUUGAAGAACUAAUUACCUCAGAAAGCUUCAAGAAUAUAAAGUUCAUAGAAAAUCAUCAAUUUGUUGGUCUUCAACGAGAAAGACUUUUACAAAGUAUCAUCAAAAAUUUGCAUAAACGACUGAUGGACUGUGAGCAUUUAAAAACUGGGAACCAACUGCAAGACACCACAAAUAAGCUACAGUUUCUACAGUUUUUGGUGCCAGAUUACUGGGAUGUUGAGGAAAUAGUCGUUCCAUGGGCAACAGGUGAAGAACAACUGCGCACAUUUAAUGACAUUUUCAACUACCAAAUUGACAUCAAUGACUACAGAGAUUUUGUGGAAAAUGUCUUGAAAGAUUCGAAGAGGCAUGCAAUUCCUGACAGUAUAAAAAAAGCAAAAGAUAUUGUCAGAACAAUUGCAGUGAGUUCUGCAGAAGCGGAAAGGGGUUUUUCCAAAAUGAACCUGAUAUACUCAGAGAGCAGAAGUCGCCUUGCUGUUUCCAACCUAAACAACCUCAUGACCAUCAGCGUUACUGGACUACCUCUUCCAAAAUGGGACCCUAUUCCCGCAGUAAAAAAAUGGUUCAGAGAACACCAUCGCUCAGCCAAUGAUCCGCGCAUCAAGUACAAGAAAAGUGGAAGUGAGGAGAGUGCCACUGAAAUAGCUAUGUGGAAACAUCUCAUAGCUAAAGACGACUAA